AUGUUGGGCGGUGACGCAUUAGCCGCGCUCAGUUCCUUCAAUGCCGUCAUGAAAGCAGAUGGGGCCAGAGGGGUGCUUUCUUUUUUUGGCUGGCAGUGCUGGGCGCCUGCGUCGGCAACACUGACGACGUUGACGACGACCACGAGAAACGGGGAGAAUCCGGAUGUGAAGGCCAAGAAUGGCAGCUUUGAAGGGGUCAAGGAAGAGUUUGGAUCUUUGCGAUUCCAGAUCAGCAGUUUUAUUCUGCUGCUUCUCACUUUUCGCGUGCUGGGCGCCUGCGUCGGCAACACUGACGACGUUGACGACGACCACGAGAAACGGGGAGGGAGUUAUAAUUCGAGUCCCAAGUUUGCCAACACUAUUCCUGGGAGACAAUUGGGUGCUAUUCAGCCAAUCAGAAGCGUUGAAGAAAUAGUCGCAUUGCUGGGACCUCCACCGUAUUCUUACGUGUUCAGAGAAGAGUUAACACCAGUGGUGUGCACUCCUUGCACUCAUAACUUGUAUCAACCUCUGUGUGGAUCCGACGGAAGAACUUAUCCGAAUUGGAUGUGUCUGCGAAAUCAGGCUUGCAAACAACGCAAAAACAUCCAAGUCAUCAACCCAGGACCUUGUGGAGUCGGCUUCCUCAAAGGACCAUACAAGCAGACAGCCAACUUCUUUACUGGGGUGCAAUCUCAGUCGCCGGAAUGCCUGGACUGCAAUGCGAUGGUGGGAAAACCCGUGUGUGGCUCGGAUGGUCGAACCUACUCAAAUGAGAAGUGCCUCAAAUCGGCUGCCUGCCAAAAUGAGCUCAAGAAUGUAAGAACUGUGGCUGCGGGUCCCUGCAAGUUCACCUUCACGGCAGUCCCAUCGACCAAACCUACUCGAACCAACUUUACAUCCACGUCUAUUACUAUAGAGUGCCCAGCGAUUUGCUCGGACGAAAAAAAAUUCGUCUGCGCUUCUGACGGCAUCACGUAUCCGAACGAUUGUCUGAUGCGAAUGGAAGCCUGUCUCUUUAAAAAGGCACUUCAAAAGUCAUUCGACGGCAAGUGUUCCGAAGAGGAAGACGACGUCGACAGUGACGACAACGACGAGGACGAAGACAACGAGGAUAACGACAACGACGUAGAGGAAAGAACCGAGUCUGAAUCUCAAAAACAACCCGAGUCUACGACCGCUCAAGCAGUAACUACGACAAGUUCGCCGGAGACAGAAACGGGUCAAUUGCCCACGGCUCCGGAUGGAACGAAACUCCAGAAGCGACAGCAACGCGAGCAACGUCGUCAACAACAGCAAAAAACAAUGACCAGUGGAAACAAGGGCAACAAGAAUAGAAACAGGAACGUCACCAAGCAGAACAACGCAAACAAGAAAAAGCGACGCAGUCAUCGUUCCUCUGAUGGCGGGGUGUGCCCUGUGUGCACGCGCGACCUUGACUGGGUCUGCGGGGUCGACGGCUAUACAUAUGUGAACCCGUGUUCCCUCCGACACGAAUCCUGCAUUCGACGCAAAGCCAACUUCAUCAAGAGACCUGGCAGAUGCUGAUGAAGAACAACUGCAGCGGAGAGUCCACGCAUUUUUUCGGACCUGUUACAUGAUGAUGCUGUUUUUUUGAGGAUUCGCGUGGGAUUCAGGUACAGUAAAUACUGUGCGUAUAGGUGGAUUCUCUCAGCAACUAUAAAUACCAUG
Messenger RNA from Notodromas monacha, 1671 nucleotides. NCBI's taxonomy places the organism in Eukaryota, Metazoa, Arthropoda, Ostracoda, Podocopida, Cyprididae. The record is from the annotation of a GenBank genome assembly.